GCACGAGUCCUGUUAGUUUGAUUGUUCUUGGCUAACGGUGAAGGACAUACAGCAAGUCAGCUGCCUUAAUCAAAUCACGAAGAUGAAUAGAAUUAUUUUGGGCAUCUUUGCAGUGACCAUGUGUUUUGCCAUUGGUCAGGCACUGCAAUGUUAUAAGUGUGACAUUGGCCUAUGGGAUGUGUGUUACACUACCAAGACGACAUGUGGAGCUAACGAGCAAUGCUACACUGGUGUGGGGAAGGCAGCCGGCUUCAUUCAGGUCCGCAUGAAGGGUUGCCUGGCCAGCGCCGAGUGCAACAAGACCAGCGACGUCAACUUCCCCACCGACAGCAACACCACGGUGUACAGCAUGACCAAGACCUGCUGUGAGGGGGAACUGUGCAACGCGGCGCCUGGCCUGCCACGCAUGGGCACCCUGCCACUGGCCCUCGCCACCCUGCUCACACUCCUCACCGCCAAGGCCUUGGUCUGAGCAGACACACACACACACACACAUACACACACACACAGCUGAACACACCUUCACACA
This is a messenger RNA of Engraulis encrasicolus (European anchovy), 529 nucleotides long. It is a transcript of the gene spaca4l, whose product is annotated as sperm acrosome associated 4 like. The transcript is spliced from 3 exons. Bases 83 to 472 code for a protein of 129 amino acids. Gene Ontology annotation, biological process: sperm-egg recognition. Gene Ontology annotation, cellular component: membrane. NCBI's taxonomy places the organism in Eukaryota, Metazoa, Chordata, Actinopteri, Clupeiformes, Engraulidae. The record is from RefSeq and is a predicted model, not a curated record. Gene Ontology annotation, molecular function: transmembrane receptor protein serine/threonine kinase activity.